Messenger RNA from Paramuricea clavata, 4834 nucleotides. The record is from the annotation of a GenBank genome assembly. Lineage: Eukaryota; Metazoa; Cnidaria; Anthozoa; Malacalcyonacea; Plexauridae.
AUGGCUCGAACCCUGAGGUUUGCUGAUUUUUGAUUGGUUAGAAUAUUAAUUAGCAAGGGGGGCGGUGAACUCAUUAUUUGAAUGCUUCACCUUGGAGACUGACUUUUAUAUCGAAGAAAACAUUUUAUUUCAAGUAUAUUUAUUUUGUACAGCAAAAAAAUGCCUCGAAAGGCCAUGAAAUGUAUAGUCGAGUUUGAUGUGCAUACGGUAAGCUUUGGUCGUGUUAAUUUUUUGAAGUUACCACAUGGUUGCUAAUGACGCCUUAUGUAUAGUUUGUCGUUCCAAUCUUUCAAAAUUUCAUCAUUUAGGUUUUGUGUCCUGGAACAUAUCUGCGAGAUUACGGCUAUGUUUUUCUUCGAGUCACCUGCAUGGGUUUAGAUGUUAGUACUAAAGCUGUACCGCCAACAUUUCCCUUAUUUUUUCACGAAAGACUUCGCUUUGAACGGGUAAUAAUCUUUGUUGACUAUUGGACUCAUUUAUAUUCUUACGCCACAAAAUUACAGUAAUUGUUUUUAUAUAUUUGCUUGCAAACAAUACCUAAUAAGGUCCAAUAUAUUUCUCAUUUUAUCACAUUUUUAUUUAAUUUUCAGACAUUUAAAAAUUGUCAAGACCCAGCCUAUGUAUCUGUCUUACUCAAAGGUAAACAAAGAAGAAUAUUUAAAUUCAUAUUUUGAAAUGUGUUUUUUUUAAAAGUAAUUCAUGAUUUUGAUAUUUAUUUUUCAAGGAGAGGACUUAACAAUUGAACUGCGGCAGCAUGAUGAUUAUAUAUCGGGUAUGUUUUAUCUUGGAGAAGUGUAACUAUGUCGUAAACUAUUCAGUUUAUUGUUACGUAGGCUUCUGUUUACGUUUGUACUUAGUCAGUCUACUUAUUCUGUUGUAUGUGUGAUCUGUCUUCUCUGUCAUCUGUCAACAUAGACAUAUCUUGCCAUAUAAUCCUAUUUGGAUUAAUUUUCAAUAUCUCAGCAUGCUGUACACAGUACAUUACGAUGUUAGGGUUUGUAAUCCAAGUGAGAAUAUAUACUUUUUAAGACCUAACCGGUAGGAAUCGAACCUACGGCCCUGCGAUUCCGCAAAUUGCAGUCGUUCCUUGUUAGGUCUUAAAAAGUAUAUAUUCUGACUUGGAUUACAAACCCUAACAUCCUAAUAUUAAUUCCACCAAGUGAAGUGCAAGAACUAAGUUAUUCAUGUACACAGUACAGUUUGACAUCACCCAAAUGACUUUGAAAUUAAUAGAGUGCAUUUAGAUAUUUAACUCAUUAUGUUGCCACAGUGCACUUUGCUUGGUCUAUGAUCAAAUUAUUUUACCCAUCAAGGGGGGAGCUAGCGCUCAAUGGAUGAAGAGAUGCAGGGGAAGCUGAGAAUUAGUAAUUACAAAAUAAUGAUGAACAGUGGCCAAUAAAAACAUGUUUAGUUGUUUAUCCCAAGUGAACUUCUCUAGCAUUUUAAUCCUUUAAGUAGCAAUGCACCCAGAUAUGCCCUACGUUAUUAUUUUACUCUGUCUAACACCAGACGAUUUUACUCGUCACAGGAAGAGUGCUGCCACUCAAUGAGUUAAACAAAGCUAGUUCAAUGUGAUUGGCUGAUCAAAAUAAUUAUCAAAAGCUAAUUGUUAUAAACAUGAAUGUUACCGUGUGAGAAAAUCUAUGAGUGUUGAUGCAAAUCAAGAGGUAGAUGAUGCAAUGCAGAGACAUGUGUUGAUUGCUUUGUUUAGAUGGUUAUGUUAUUGCACAUUAUUCUUCAAAUGUCAAAGAUUUUCUCUACCCAACAUCUGUGUCAUCAAUCUCCCUGGACGUAACGUGACACUUUACAAAACAUCACUUUUUAAUCCAAUCAGGAUCACUGUAAGUUUCUUAAGCAUAAUUUAAUCUCGCAGUAUUGUCUAUAGCUAAUAGCAAUUGGGUAAAUAUUGAGAUCACCACAUUUGACAGGACUGAUCAUAGUAAACAGAAAUUUUUAUACAUCUUAACCUUCACUUAACAUGGAGCCAAUAUUUACCCAAUCAUAUCACAUCUUAACUGUCACCAUCAAAUGUGGUGAAUGCUUGACUUAAUCUUACAUUGAAAUAUUCUUCCUUAGGGUGAACCUGUCCGUCUUGAAUUUGCAACAAAAACGACUCUUAAAGAAGUUCCUGACCCAAGUGACUUCAGUAAAUCAGUAAGUAAUGAUGUACUAGCUAACUUGCAUACUGGCUUUUCUAGAGCAGGGAUAUUUACCGUGCUGUGAAUGAUUUUGUAAACCAGAGCUGUAGUUACUAUAUUUGGCAAGCACUAAAAUAUUUUACAAUGCACAUGAAAUCAAGUCAUGUCAAAACAUAAAAUGACAUGAAAUAAAUUUCAAUUUUCUGAAUUUUAUUUCAGACUGAGUCGGAUGAAGAGGUUCUAUCUUAUUUAAACGCAUCACAUUCACGUAGUAACUACAGCUCCGGGUCUCCAUGGAAACCUGACGAGGACACAGCUCAGCAUAAUUCAGAGUUUGUUGUUCGACAUAAAGAUGAAAAACUAUUGGAAAAUCGUGAUUUUUCUUCUUUUAUUAAUCCCAAGCCACGAAGAUCAAGAUCACCCACACGAAGAUCCAGAUCUGUUUCUCCUUCAAAGAGAUUUCAGGGAAAUGUGACGUCAGAGUCCAUACCAGGUAGGCAGCAAUAUUUGUUUAGCCCUGUGGACAGCUCCUGCUGAGAUCCUGGGAGAUCAGAAUGUAGUUAAUGUUUAUAGCAGUUUCGCUUUCUCGCGUUCAGCGCCGUUUUUAUUUGGUUUUAUUUCGUUUUCACGUUGAGUUACGUUCACUUGAGUUACUUUCACUUUGAGUUACGUUCACGUUGAGUUACGUUCACGUUGAGUUACGUUCACGUUGAGUUACGUUCGCUUUGAGUUACGUUCACGUUGAGUUGCGUUCACUUUGAGUUACGUUCACUUUGAGUUACAGUACGUUCACGUUGAGUUACGUUCACGUUGAGUUACGUUCACUUUGAGUUACGUUCGCGUUGAGUUACGUUCAAAUCGUUUUGAGUUCCCCUUAUAUUCGUUGGAUCCGCGUUCAUAGAGCAUUGAAGCGAACGUAUUUUAAAACGCGAAUCAAAAUAAGUGGUUGGAAUCGCAGUAAAAGCAAACGCAGAAAUCGCAGCAAAAUAUAUAAAUAAAGACAAAUAAAAGUGUAUUUCGUGUUUCUUCUGCAUCUUUUAAUCUGCAAAUAUCUUAACUGUUUUAUGUCAUGGUUCCAUCACAUUCUUUAGCUUGGAAAUACUCAGUGGAUUUCCCCAGCAGCAGUACAACGCGAAGACGAGGCCGACACAGUCGUUCAGCCACAGAACCAGCCUCGUUUACGUCAUCAUAUCGUUCUCCAAGUCCCAGCCGUAGUUUGAGAUUCGCUUUAGAUGACCUGGAUAUCACGACAUCUCGCUCUUACACUGAGCAUGCAUUACGUCAUCAGACGAGAUAUUCACCUCACUUGUCUGCCGCAUUGUCAGCUUCUGACAGAAUACAGUCACGUGUGGAUAGAGUGAUGAGGGUGAGUUGCUUUGUUUGAUAAGUUUAGAUAGAAUACAGUCACGUGUGGAUAGAGUGAUGAGGGUGAGUUGCUUUGUUUGAUAAGGUUAGAUAGAAUACAGUCACGUGUGGAUAGAGUGAUGAGGGUGAGUUGCUUUGUUUGAUAAGGUUAGAUAGAAUACAGUCACGUGUGGAUAGAGUGAUGAGGGUGAGUUACUUUGUUUGAUAAGGUUAGAUAGAAUACAGUCACGUGUGGAUAGAGUGAUGAGGGUGAGUUGCUUUGUUUGAUAAGGUUAGAUAGAAUACAGUCACGUGUGGAUAGAGUGAUGAGGGUGAGUUACUUUGUUUGAUAAGGUUAGAUAGAAUACAGUCACGUGUGGAUAGAGUGAUGAGGGUGAGUUGCUUUGUUUGAUAAGGUUAGAUAGAAUACAGUCACGUGUGGAUAGAGUGAUGAGGGUGAGUUACUUUGUUUGAUAAGGUUAGAUAGAAUACAGUCACGUGUGGAUAGGGUGAUGAGGGUGAGUUGCUUUGUUUGAUAAGGUUAGAUAGAAUACAGUCACGUGUGGAUAGAGUGAUGAGGGUGAGUUGCUUUGUUUGGUAAGGUUAGAUAGAAUACAGUCACUUGCUAAUGAGGUACGAGCAGUUUACUCUACACGUAGGAAGGUCGUUGUGUUCGCAACAACCAUGUAUAUAGCAAGCAGUGUAAACAAUGUAGUUCUGCUGCAGGUUUUAUUUUGAAUUUACUUGACGUGUAGUAAAUUACGUCAGCAUUCUGACAGGAUACACAUUGAGCUUAAACGGGCUUAUCCUGAUUGAUACUAGAGAGUUUAAGUUCGACUUCCGAUACCAAUACCGAUACUAACAACAGGUCAUGCGCAUGCUCUCUGCUCGCAAGAAGCACGAGGACAAGUGUAUUGGAAGUCACCACUACCGAAGUCGGUCUUGUAUUGGAAGUCGGGGGAAUUGUAAGAUAAACUCAUAUAAAUCGGAUAUUUCAUAGUUUUUACGAUAAACAUGUAAACUAUUUGUUUAUUAGCAUCGCCUGAGUCAUGUUUUAGUCGGAAUUUUAGCUCAGCUGCCGUUUAGUAUACCGCACAUUUUCGUUGACGAUUAAUGUGUUCUCUACUUUAUCUGUCGUGAUAACUUAACGCUUUAAAAUUCCCGGUACCAAAAUGAGAACGGAAGUGAAAACAUCGGUAUUGGUAUUGGAAGUCGAACUUAAACUCUCUACUAUUAAGUUCCAGACAAAUAAAAUUUAAAUGUUCACAUCAUGCCAUUUUUCGUAGUCUGGUCAAGAAUCUGAUACAGAUAGUAACUGGUUAAUCACCUCAUGUGAACUUUCUUUUGAAUAA